Molecule: messenger RNA, 309 nt
Organism: Adineta steineri
Lineage: Eukaryota; Metazoa; Rotifera; Eurotatoria; Adinetida; Adinetidae
Source: the annotation of a GenBank genome assembly
AUGUUAAAUAUUUCUAUAGGAGUCUCGUCUCAAUGGACACUUCCAUCUGAUGCAAUAUCAGUUAAUAUCAUCUAUCAUUUUUAUAGUUCAGCUUUACCAGAAUUAAUUCAAUUAGUUAAUGGAACUGUUUCAGCAAUUGUAAUAACAUCAGUUAGUAGUGGCAUUGAUCAAAAACCAUUAACAAUAUCAUCGAUCGUACAUGUGCGAUUACUGGCUGAAAGUGUACCUUUUUCAUCAAUUAAUUUUAAAUUUGCAUGUCGAAGUUAUCGAGUAUCAUCAUUGUUUAAAAACACAAAUUACUACUUUUAA